GUAGGAACAUUAUAUACGGUAGUUCAUCCAUUUUUUUUUCCUGCAAACGAAAACAGGUGGCGGAUGUUUGCAUUUUGUCAAUGGAACUCGAUAAAGCGGCGCACAAGCAGUGCAGAUAUGCUUAGGCGAUUUUGUGACAACUUUCUACAGAGAACGAGUCGUCUCGCUUUGCAGUCGACUCGGCGUACAUUUUAAUAAAAUACGUAUUGUCACAUGAUAUUAAUUUCAUUUACCAAGAACAUCAAACAUACCGCAUAACGUCGUAUGGAAUAAAUAAACAUUUCAAAAAUUUUAUACAUUAUACAUGUAUUAUUUACAUGUGUUGUCACGCAAUUCUUUUGACGAAAAAAUAAACAGCGUGUAUAUGUCAAGUUGAUCGAUAAAAAAAAAUGGUUUUUAUGACUUUGGCUACAAGCAUGAGGCACGAGUAUCUAGACGCGAUACGCCUGAUCGAGAAUUCCUAGUAACUCCAGAUUCCGGAAGUGCCAAGGCAUUUAAUAAAUCCUAGAAGGCACAAGGAGCGCGUGGGAGACUGAGAAAGAGAGAGAAUGAGAAAGAGUGAGACAGAGGGAGUGGGGUUGGGUGUUUGCUGGGAAAAGUUCUCGAUCGCGCGAGGAAUCUAAUUCGCGAGGAUGGACUUCAACGUGAAGAAGCUGGUGAAGGAUGCGGGGGCUGCUCUCAGCAGGGUUGUGCAGAUGACGGAGGAGACACUGGGUACUUCAGAAAAGACCGAGCUAGACGCGCACUUGGAACAUUUAGCGGAAAGAGGAAACGCUACCAAAACGUGGACAGAGAAAAUACUGCGAAACAUGGAAGCUGUGCUUACUCCGAAUCCCGGUAACAGGAUUGAAGAUUUCUUUUUUGAAAAGAUUGAUAAGAGGAGACCUAACAGGUUGAGCAAUUUGGAGUAUGUGGGCACUGAUAUGAUAGAAGCUGGGAAUGAUUUCGGUCCAGGGAUAGCUUACGGUAGCGCAUUAAUAAAAGUUGGCCAGUGUCAACAGAGAUUAGGACAGAUCGAAAGGGACUUUAUAGGAACUGCCGCCAACUGUUACAUACAGCCUUUGAGGAAGUUCUUGGAUGGAGAGAUGAAGACUGUCACCAAGGAAAUGGCGAUAUUGGAAAAUAAAAGAUUGGACCUGGAUGCGUGUAAAAAUAGAGUAAGGAAAGCGAGGAGCAUGCUGGGUCAACAAAGUGUAAGUACAGUUAAAUGUCGUUUUCACUUAAAAAUGUCUUCUAUACGUUUACGAUGUGUUUUGUCCUCCACACUGCUGCGAUUUAUAGGAGUCCGGCAUAUCACCCGAAGUGUUGCUCGAUCAGGCAGAGAGGGAGCUAAGGGUAGCGCAAUCCGAGUUCGAUCGGCAAGCGGAGAUCGUGAAGCUGCUGCUGGAGGGUGUCUCGAGCUCGCAGGCUGGACACUUGCGAUGCCUGCACGAAUUCGUGGAGGCACAAGCACGUCAUUAUGCACAGUGCCAUGCCGCCAUGCAGGAUCUACAGCGCGAGCUUGCCGGGGCGCGUCAACCGAGCCCUAUGCUGAGAGUCAACAGCGAGGAAGUGAUCGAGCUAAACCCCUCGCCUACUCUCCCUCAAAACUCGUCCGUAACCGCCGGAUCUGCCGAUUACGUUACCGCCACAUUCGACACUGAUAUCAGUAAAAUUUAGUUUUCGAUGCUUCGAACAUGAGCGUUGACGGAUUGUUACAAAUUUCGAAUCCAGUUGACAAAUUAAUUGAUGAAUCUAUGUUAGCUGUAUCACGCAGUUUUCCCUUUCCAGCGACGCGUUUGUUGAAGUUACUCUACGUAUUCCGUGUUAAAAAAGCUUGGUUCCAACUGUCGCUUAAUCGUUACAAGCUUGUUACUGAAUAAAUACUCUAUAUCGUUGUAUAAUUGUACAUGCAAUUGUAUAUUUAGGCGAAAUAGAACGGACGAAGUAUCCUUCUCGAGCAAACCUCUUUGUGAACGAUUUACGGCGAUCAGUGCGGUCUGUUCUUGUCUUAUCUUCAUCAUCUUCUACUCUAUUACCUCUUAUAGUUCUUGUAUUGUCUUUGGAGAACGUUGCUUUGGAUCGCCGUAACUCGGCCGAGAAUGGCCAUGAUGGCAUCAAAGAGUAACUAAUCCUCGGUGCUACAACAAUGCCAUGUAACUAAACAACGACAUAAUUGUAGAUACAUAUCACGCUUUUCUUGUUUUUGUACUAGGAUGUUGAUAAUCUGCCUGUAUCAUAUACUGUGGGGGAGAGAUUAAAUUUCCAUUCCCCUUUCGUAAUAUCGGGGAUAUCAGGGUGAACCGUGUAACAAUAAUGCAUGUAAUUAAAUCGGUAGAAUUGAGGACUCCCACACACUCGCAAGAGAACGGACUAAUUUGCCGAAUAAAAAAUGUAGCCAAUCCGAAAUUCGAUCUCUUUGCAUGCAUACUGACUCAAUUUCAUCACAAUCGAACACUUGUUAUCUCGCUUGUUGUCAAGUAACGACCAUAUAAAGUCCGGUAUGUGCCUGAUUAAACGUGAAACGAUAUUACAAUACGUUCACGUUGUAUAAUUCUCGUAAAAAGUUGCUUACAAGUUCGGUUGUGUCCCUCCAUUCUCCACGUUUCCUUCGUACACGAGUUUAUUACAGAUAAGAUUUACAGCACUAUAAUUCACUUGUCGUUUACCUACCCAGACUAUCUGGGGGUCCCUAUUACACCACCCCACCAGCCACCACCAACGCACUAGCCGAGAAUGGUCAGGACAGAGCGAGAGUGUUGUGCAAUUACGACGCGAGGGAUCCUAGCGAGCUAAGCGUCAUGCAGGACGAGGUAACCAAGUUUGUGAUUUAGGUACUCGACAGCAUGUUUGGCGAUGUCUCGAAGUGAAGGGCAUGAAUCAGUAGUCGGGUUAAGUUACGAUACUGUAAGGUCACUUAUAGUCUUAUAGUUACAAUCUCUUUUUUUAAUCAUUCUGUAUAAAUAUGUAUUGUAGAGAUUUCCUUUUGUAUCUUCCUCGGACCGUUGUGUAAGACUCGUUUUAGGCUUAAAUCUUUCGGGACUGUGUCGUCGAUUUUACGAAUCUCGAUUCUGAAGAAUUCGGACCCGACGCGUCCGGAGAGAGAGAUCUGUCCCGAAAGGAUUAAGACACUGCCCCGAGAUGUUGAAAACUUCUUUAAAUACGCGUUAUAGAGUUAAGUAUUCGUUAAGUACACGUUUCAAAUCGAGACGCUCGUAUAUAUUUACAUAACUUUAAGAGCUCUCUGUUAAUACUAACAACAUUGUACUGCAUUUAUUUUUAAGCAGCUAAUACGUUGUUAACUUUCAAGAUAUUACAUAUUGUUCUCGAAAGAAAGCUUACAAAUCUCAUACUCUCUGUCAAAAGAAACAAAAAAAAAAAAAAAAUGUUGAAAACUCACGAUACUCCUGCAAUGCAUGAAUUCAAUGCAAAGAUAGUUGAAAAACACUAUUUUCCAAUACAUGCUAGAUGGAAAAUAUAAGAACAGUAAUAACGUAACAAUUAGUAAUAUUAAUAAUACACAAAUCGUGCAAAAUUUCGAAAUCAUUGAAUAUUGUAACCGAUUCUUUAAAGAAAUGUAACUUCUAUCUCACAAAUUGCUAGACGUGAUAUGAAAUAUAUCGAUUAAUUCGACUAGGAAAGUUUUUAUGUCCACGAGAUUAGCAAUUAUAUCACACAUCCUAAUUAUACACACCGAGUUAUAUUGUGCAUGAUAGACAUGUAUCGUAAUUUUCAAUUUGUUUGGACUUACUUGCGCUUUCUUACCAUUUCCUUUUUUAAUCGAUGUGUUUGUAUCACGUAUUACACGCUCGCCUCACGUCUACAGAUUUGUAACACGAAUACAGGACACAUCGCGCGAAUGGAUCUGAUCAUAAACGUAUUUGUGCGUGGACUAGUUAUUGUAUAUUUAUUCAAAUUGUGCAUGUAUUAUCAAUAAACGCCUACCGUUUUACUUUGUUACAAGCAUUUGAUUUAUUGUGUCACGACUACCGUAUCUUUUACGUAUUGUUUUGUAUACGCUUAUCUCGAUGUGUAUUUACAAUGACGCUAAUGCGUGCCUGUAUCAUAAUUAAUACUACGUUGUACUAAUUAGAUUGUGUACAAAGUUAGACUUUAAUAAAUUGAAUAUAUCUUGAGAAAAAGAAAGAUGGGAGAUAUAAAUAUCUUUUUUCUAGGUAAUCGGUAUUUACGAAAUUCUCGAUGAUGACGAUUACUACAUGGGAAUCAGAGGCAAUCAGCGGGGAAAGGUGCCCAAAGUAUACCUGGAGACGCUUAUUAUACGUCGUUAAUGCACUUAGAAGCUAACCCGUCAAUUGCAUUUCUAGAGUCAAUUUAGCGCACUGCUCUCUCUUUCGCCAAGUCUUUUUUCAGCUUCAAUUAGUCGAAAUAAUGACCGUCUUGUACUUGGCUUGAAAGGUGAUUCGUUAUUUCAGGACCAAGAGAUUAAUAUAUCGCGAUUUAAAUAAAUCACUAUCCAUGAUUGAAGCACGCAACACGAUGGAAUUGUUCUUGUAUUCAAUCAACAUUGUGCUUCGCGAUCGUGGAGAUUUUUCUUUUCACGAGUGGCCGAGUGGUCGAAUAAACACGUUCACAUUUAAAGAUUUAUUAAUAGUACAUAAUAUAUGUAUAAAAGUUUACUUCUUUUUCGACACACCGACCGUGCGUCCACGACGACCAGUAGUCUUAGUGUGCUGACCACGUACACGGAGACCCCAGUAAUGACGCAGACCUCUAUGAGCACGGAUCUUCUUCAUCCUUUCCAAAUCCUCGCGCAGUUUAGAGUCCAAGUUGGCACUCGUGAGCUGCAAAAUAAUACACAAAGUUUUAGAGAUAUCUCGAGACUUUACUAAAGUUGCAAAAUUAUAUGUAAAUAACUUAAUCUUUAUUGUUGCACUUGUACCUGUUAUUCAAGUUAGUUAGAAACACUACAAAGAAAUAAAAUUGUACAGCAGUGCAGUCACUAUUGCACAAGCUACCAGCUGAACAUGCAAUGAACAUUUGCAUGAUCAGUCGUGAAUUUGUGCGAUGGAAAUUGCAUGGUAUAUUACAAAGAUGGAUAAAUUAUUAUAAAUCAUCGCUAUAUCUUUAUAUAUCUUUACGUCAGUUGAAUCUCAAUAAAUACUGUUACUCAAUAAUUCCAUAUACAAGAAAUAUGUUUCUCCAAGUGUAUGAUUUUGCAUUUUUUGACAAUAAAGCCUAUGUGUUUCA
Messenger RNA from Solenopsis invicta (red fire ant), 5187 nucleotides. RefSeq names its product endophilin-B1 (gene EndoB). Gene Ontology annotation, molecular function: protein binding. The transcript has 7 exons. Lineage: Eukaryota; Metazoa; Arthropoda; Insecta; Hymenoptera; Formicidae. Gene Ontology annotation, cellular component: cytoplasm; membrane. Bases 633 to 1643 code for a protein of 336 amino acids. The record is from RefSeq and is a predicted model, not a curated record. Gene Ontology annotation, biological process: membrane organization.